Molecule: messenger RNA, 2076 nt
Organism: Amorphotheca resinae ATCC 22711
Lineage: Eukaryota; Fungi; Ascomycota; Leotiomycetes; Helotiales; Amorphothecaceae
Exons: 6
Coding region: 1-2076 (691 amino acids)
Biological process (GO): urea transmembrane transport; spermidine transport; putrescine transport
Cellular component (GO): plasma membrane
Molecular function (GO): urea transmembrane transporter activity; spermidine transmembrane transporter activity; putrescine transmembrane transporter activity
Source: RefSeq, a predicted model, not a curated record
AUGGCUGUUGCGCCUCCUCUCAAUGUCGGUUGGGGAUAUGGAGUUGUCCUCGGCAUCGGCGCCUUGUUCGCCCUGGGCAUGAUCUUCGUCACGUGGUCCCUCAAGCGUUACAACAAUGAGCUCCAGACCUCUGAAAUGUUCAGCACCGCUGGUAGAUCCGUGAAGUCUGGUCUGGUGGCAUCUGCAGUCGUCUCGUCUUGGACCUGGGCAGCGACCCUGCUUCAAUCUUCCACUGUUGCAUACAAAUAUGGCGUUUCCGGCCCCUUCUGGUAUGCCAGCGGUGCUACCGUCCAAAUUCUACUCUUCUCCGCCCUCGCCAUUGAGUUGAAGAAGAAAGCGCCCAAUGCCCACACCUUUCUGGAAAUUAUCAAGGCUCGAUAUGGCACAUUCACACACGCUAUCUUCAUAACCUUUGGUUUGAUGACGAACAUCCUCGUGACCGCGAUGUUGUUGACUGGGGGUGCCGACGUCGUCGCGGCCCUCACCGGCAUGCCCACCCAAGCUGGUUGUUUCUUGCUGCCAAUAUUCGUGGCAAUUUAUACCAUGUUCGGAGGAAUUAAGGCUACAUUCUUGACUGAUUGGGUUCACACCGUUAUCCUGAUCAUCAUCAUCUUCGUCUUUGCAUUCACCACAUACGCCAAUGGCCACAUGUUGGGAUCUCCUGGCGCAGUGUACGAUCUUCUCGUCAAGGCUGCUGCCGCGCAUCCUGUUAGUGGCAAUGCUGAAGGCUCCUACUUGACCAUGCGAAGCAAGGAGGGGGCCAUCUUCUUCGUUAUCAACCUUAUUGGUAACUUCGGAACUGUCUUCAUGGACAACGGAUAUUACAACAAGGCAAUUGCCGCUCACCCCGUCCACGCUCUUCCGGGGUACAUCAUGGGAGGGCUUUCAUGGUUUGCCAUCCCAUGGCUUUGCGCCACUACCCUUGGUCUUGCUGCCAUUGCCCUUGAAAGCAACCCUGCUUUUCCCACCUACCCUCUACGGAUGUCUGAUGCCGAGGUCACGGCGGGUCUGGCGUUGCCGUAUGCUUCCAUUGCACUCCUUGGAGCACCUGGUGCGGUCUGCACCCUUCUGAUUAUUUUCAUGGCUGUCACUUCAGCUACCUCUGCGGAGUUGAUUGCCGUCUCUUCCGUCUUUACCUAUGAUGUCUACCAAACCUAUAUCCAUCCGCUCGCUUCCGGCCGGAGACUGAUUUAUAUGUCCCACAGCGCUGUGGUUUGCUUCAGCGUGGUCAUGGCAUGUUUCUCCAUGGGUUUAUACUACGGUGGCAUCGGUAUCUCGUGGUUGUACUUAUUUAUGGGGGUUAUAAUCUCUUCGGCCGUUAUCCCAUCUUCCCUCUCACUUUUGUGGUCUGGGCAGAAUAAAUGGGCAGCAUCCCUUUCUCCGCCACUUGGAACUGCCAGUGGCAUUAUUACAUGGCUUGUUACUGCCAAGACGACCUGCGGAACCAUUGAUGUUACAUGUACUGGCUCAAACGACCCUAUGUUGGCGGGCAAUGUCGUGGCUCUCCUCUCCCCUAUCAUGUACAUCGGGAUCUUCACCCUGAUCUUCGGCGUUGAUAAGUACGAUUGGGUUUCGAUGCAAGAAAUCCGCAAGGCAGACGAUCACGAUUUGGCCGACGCAGCGAAUGUUGACCUCGAGCUCGUUCCAGGAGAGGCGACGGUGUCCGCCACCGAAGAAGAAGCCGAGCAAAAGGCACUCGCGCGCGCGUCUAAGAUCGCAAAGACCAUGACUGUCCUCAUGGCUCUUGCUCUUCUCGUCCUUUGGCCGUUCCCUAUGUACGGCACGGGAUAUAUAUUCUCCAAGCCGUUCUUCACUGGAUGGGUGGUCGUUGGUAUUAUCUGGCUCUUCGGGUCCUUGUUCUGCGUGGGUCUCUUCCCUCUGUAUGAAGGGCGAGUGGCUCUGUAUGAGACCAUGCGAGCUAUCAUUCUCGACAUCCGUGGACAACAUCCGUCCAAAUUUCACCGCCCCGAGGCUACAUACAUCGAAGGCAAAGAAGAGGGUAGUAAUGACGGCGCAGAUACCCCACCAAUGGGUAAAGAUAUAGACGGCGAGAAGACAGGCGUUGUUGCGCAAUAA